GCCUGCUUACUGAUUUACUUCAUUUGUUGUGGAUCACAGUGUCUGUUGCAAUCUCAACCAUGAAUCAGCUUUGAUUGAUCACAGUUUGCUGUUCAACAACUAGACAGAAGGUACAGGCUUAACCACCGCUAUGCUAUACCUUGAUGGUUUUAAUUUCGGACUUGAAGAAACAUGCCCACCUCAUAAACAUCCUCUCACAUCCACCCAUCACAUGGCUUUGCCUCCAUGGAAGGCGACUGUUCACGGAUUUGUUAACAUAUAAUAGCCGCUUCCUUUGCCUUCUAUCCAUCACAAAACAAGCAUUCAGCAUUCAGCUUUCUUCCCCUACUUGACUCCUCUUAAGUUUUUGUGCUUAACAAACAAAAUGAUCAGUGCAAAGAAGCUCGUUAAACUGGCAAAGAAAUGGCAGAAGCUGGCUGCUCUGAGGCGUAAGAGAAUCACAUUGCCACAAAUGGAGACAAGCAGUUGUAGCGCAUCAGAAAUGGCUGAUAAGGGACAUUUUGUUGUGUACUCGGCUGAUCAUAAACGCUUUUUGCUUCCUCUGAGUUAUCUUAACAAUGAGAUUGUCAGAGAGCUGCUCAAACUGGCAGAAGAGGAGUUUGGACUGCCUAGCGAUGGGCCUCUCACGUUGCCCUGCGAUGCAGAGCUUAUAGAAUAUGCAGUUGCUUUAAUCAAACAGAGAGUCACAAGAGAUGUAGAGAAGGCAUUGUUGGUGUCCAUAGCCAGCAGUCGCUGCUCAUUGUCUUCUGAUGUCCAUCAUCAAGUAACAGACCAUCAAUUACCAGUCUGCAGCUUCUGACGAGCAGAGUUAGAUUUGUAAAGAAUGCAAACAACUAGAUAAAUUUUGUAGAAUAUUUUCAUUAUCAAUGAUACAAAUUUAGUGAAUUCACCAGAAAUUCUGGUUUAA
This is a messenger RNA of Populus trichocarpa (black cottonwood), 907 nucleotides long. Its product is annotated as auxin-responsive protein SAUR68. The record is from RefSeq and is a predicted model, not a curated record. Lineage: Eukaryota; Viridiplantae; Streptophyta; Magnoliopsida; Malpighiales; Salicaceae. The transcript has a single exon. Gene Ontology annotation, biological process: response to auxin. The coding region runs from base 365 to 799 and encodes 144 amino acids.